UCGUUUUGAGGACUACCACAGUAGCACAGGCUAUUAUCAACACGCGCCCCGUUUGCUUCAAGACGACCGACCUCCUCGUUAAGAUGAACGACCAAUUCUUCCUCAGCGCUACCAUCUCAAGAACACCCCAUCAAGCUCGAUCAUCCUUACGGGAGGCCAUCCCGGCUCUCUCCUCUCGCGGCUUGUUGGCUGCUUCCAAAUGGGCUGCCGAGUUGCUUGUUUCUGUUCGGCCAUCGACUGGCACAGAUGUUGGAAUGGGCAAUCAAGAUUUAGAAGACUCCCCCAUGGCAGAAGGAACAUCCUUGGAUCCGGGCCCAUCCAUACCAACGGGAUCGAAAUCAAAGUCCAAGCAAUCUGAACACGUUGAAAGUCGCUUUGACUAUCGAAUCUCCGAUGAGGAUACUUACUUAGUUGGCAAAGCCUACUUCGACGUGAAGGAAUAUGAUCGCGCCGCGAUCGCCCUGAAGCCCAUCAAACGCGGUCCAGGUCGAUUCUUGGGACUCUAUGCGCGUUUUUUGGGGAUUGAAAAACGGAUUAACGAUAUUUCAGGACCCCCACUCGCCAGCCGAGAUCACCAGCGGAAAUUCACGACCCAGCAUCACGAUUUACUUAGGGAUCUACAGCCAUCUGUUGACCCAUUUGAUUUAUACUUAAAAUCAAUUUUACUCUCCCGUGGUGGCUAUCGAUUGGAAGCUAUCGACGCCUUAGUUCAUUCGAUCAAUUUGCACCAAUACAAUUGGAGCGCGUGGAAGUUACUGCAAAAACUCAUCGAAGGCGCUGAUGAGCUCGAAACAGUAAUUCCCAAACUCCCUCGCGAUGGUUUUAUGAGUCGAUUUUUCUUUGUGCACGCUACCUUAGAAACCCAUACUACCGGUAACGGUGAUACGUUGACGAAAGUAGUUGAAGAGCUUAGAGAACUGUUUCCUAGCUCUUUAUUCCUCAAAAGCCAGCAAGCUUUAAUUGCUUAUCACGUUCGAGAUUUUGACACGGCGGAGACGAUUUUUGACAGCAUCUAUGAAGCGGACACCUACCGAGUCGAAGAUGUGGACACCUAUUCAAAUAUCUUGUAUGUGAUGGACAAGCGGGCCAAGCUGACCAGUUUAGCACAACAUUAUGCUGGCGGAGUCGAAAGCGCAGGAGGUGAUCGGAUGAGACCAGAGGUAUGCUGCUUGCUGGGAAAUUAUUGGAGCUUGAGUGGUGAACAUGAAAAGGCAAUCAUCGAAUUCAAGCGCGCUUUACGCCUCGAUCCUGGCUAUUUAAGUGCCUGGACCUUGAUGGGCCACGAAUAUGUGGAAAUGAAGAACACGUACGCUGCUAUUGAAUCGUAUCGUCGAGCCAUUGAUGCGAAUUCCAAAGACUAUCGCGCAUGGUACGGACUUGGGCAAACGUACGAGGUAUUGGAUAUGCUCAGUUACUCGCUGUAUUACUACCAGCAAGCAACCGCUCUCAAGCCAUAUGAUACGCGAAUGUGGUUAGCGCUUGCGCAAGUUUAUGAGAAAUUGGGACGCAGAAGGGAAGCUCGAAUGACGACUAAGCGUGCAUUGAUGAAUGCCCAGCCCCAUGUCGGGCUCGGUGGCCAAGAGGAUUUCGCGGUCCUACUCAAACUGGCCGAGUUGUAUGAUGCGGACGGUAUCGUGGCUGAAGCAGCCAAAUAUCAUAAAAAAUUCAUCGACGAAAGUUUGGAGUUAGAAGGUGGACCGACGGUUUCACUUGCCAAAAGCUUGCUCUACCUAGCCAAGUACGAAAUUAAGAUUAACAGUAGUACAUCCAGUCCAGAUUUUUCGAGCGCCAAGGAAUACUUAAUGACUCUGUGUCGGAUGAAUGUAGAUGAAAAAGAAGAUGCUAAGAAUCUGUUACGAAGAUUGCAAGCUCUCGAUCCCAAACCGACACAGACAUGAACAUCCACAGGAGUGAUUUGUAUGUUCCCAUAAAUCUGUAAAAUUGUUCGCAUACUCAUUUUUCAUCGGUGCUGUCAUUGUUAAAAAAAAGUUCUAUCUGAGUUCCUAUGCUCAGUUUGCCCGACUUGAUGGAGCAGCAGCUUGAUAUCCAAGAUCUGCCCGCCUCUUCAUGAAAAAGGUUCGAACCAUUCCAUCGGAUGUGUGGGAUUUUGUACUCUUUCCACUUGCCUCUCUUUCUCUAUUUUUAGUAUUUAUUUUUUUGGAAAAACACUUCAGCUCCGUGUGGAUGAUUU
Puccinia graminis f. sp. tritici CRL 75-36-700-3 is the source of this 2191-nucleotide messenger RNA. RefSeq lists its product as uncharacterized. The record is from RefSeq and is a predicted model, not a curated record. Bases 84 to 1898 code for a protein of 604 amino acids. Gene Ontology annotation, molecular function: protein binding. The transcript has 8 exons. Lineage: Eukaryota; Fungi; Basidiomycota; Pucciniomycetes; Pucciniales; Pucciniaceae. Gene Ontology annotation, cellular component: anaphase-promoting complex. Gene Ontology annotation, biological process: cell division.